AUGUCUUCCAAGCCUGCAGAAGUCAGUUUUCCCAAAGAGCUGGACUCUACUUCUGAUUUCGCACACGAGGUGGACUCUGCGUUUGGAUUUACGGCGAAGCAGCUGGUGGACGAAUACACGCUCAACAACCGCUGGUCCAGGGCCAGCUCGAGGCCGUCCACCUCUGAAAAACCAAUCGCGGGCGAUGACGACACCGUUUAUCCCUCAAAGGGCAAGGCAAUCAUCGUCAUUGCGGCUCUCAACCUCUCGGUGCUGCUGCUGGCUCUAGAUCAGACCAUCCUCGCCCCGGCUCUCGGCGCCAUCACCAGCGAGUUUGGAACCGUCAAGGAUAUUGGUUGGUAUGGAGCCGCCUACCUUCUCACCAACUGCGGCUUCGUGCUCCUAUAUGGCCGGCUGUAUACCAUCUUCAACAUCAAAUGGACCUUCCUGUCCAGCAUCUUCAUCUUUGAGCUCGGGUCCGUUGUCUGCGCCAUCGCUCCCAGUUCCAGCAUCUUCAUCUUGGGCAGAGCCGUCGCCGGUGUGGGAUGCGGCGGUAUUUACUCGGGCACCGUGGUCAUGACGGGCUACACGUUGCCCCUGCACCAGCGGCCGAUGGCGUUUGGCUUGACCGGCGCAGUCUUUGGCCUCGCGAGCGUUGCCGGACCUUUGCUGGGCGGCGUCUUUACCGACCACAUAAACUGGCGCUGGUGCUUCUGGAUCAACGUCCCGAUCGGUUUCAUUUCCAUCGUCGUCGUCGUCUUCUUUGUCAAUAUAAACCGCGAUAACAACCCUCAACGCAAGAGGCUCAUCGACCGAAUCAGGGAGGUUGACCUGUGGGGCAUCAUCGCCCUCUUCCCGACCAUUGUAUGCUUCAUCCUGGCCAUCCAGUGGGGAGGAACCGAGUUUGCCUGGAACAGCCCUGAGGUCAUUGGGCUCUUUAUUGCCACCGCCGUGCUGGGCGCAACCUUUGUCUGGGUGGAAAUCCGCAUGGGAGAUCAGGGAAUGCUGCCGCCGAGGCUUUUCAAGAACCGGGAUAUGGUGAUUGCGUUUGCAUUCGCUGUGGCUUUCUCCUCGGCUUUCGCGCCUAUAAUCGUUUACACCGCCAUUUACUUUCAAGCAAUAUUUGGCGACAAGGCCGUCGACGCCGGCAUCAAGCUGCUCCCGCUGCUCAUCUCCUCCGUCAUCUCCAGCAUCGCAUCCGGAGCAAUCACAACCAUGAUAGGGUACUACAACCCCGUCAGCAUCGGCGGCAUGGCAUGUCUCUCCGUCGGCGCGGGGCUCAUCACCACCUGGACCCUGGACACGCCGAUGUCGGCCUGGUUCGGAUUCCAGGUCCUCGCGGGAAUCGGCACGGGCACGGGGUUCCAGAUAGCCUUGCUCGUCGUCCAGAACGUUUUGCCGCAGGACUGGGUCCCCAUCGGCACCUCUGCCGUGCAGUUCUUUCAGAACCUAGGCGGCGCCGUCGUCAGCGCCAUCGCGCAGAGCGCCUUCCAGAACGGCCUCGUCUCCUCCGCCGCGAGCAGCGUGCCGUUCCUCCCAUCGUCAUUUGUGCUCGGGACGGGCGCCUCCAACAUCCGCCAGGCCCUGGGGGCCUUGGCCGCAUCUGCAGAGCUGGGGCCCCUAAUCGACAACGCCGGCGGGUUCGACAAGGUGUAUGAUGAUCUUGAAGGGCAAGCCCACGGAUCCUUCGCCAGAAGACGGCCAAGCUGUGGUGCCGGUUGAAAAGGAAAAAAAAAGCCCGCGGCUGAGGCAGUUGAUGCCAAAAGAUGAAAAAGUGCUUGCCAUUUGUCCCUUGUUAUGUAUUUUAUUUGUCACCGACCACAAAGCUCCCAAUAC
Pyricularia oryzae 70-15 is the source of this 1815-nucleotide messenger RNA. Its product is annotated as MFS transporter. The record is from RefSeq and is a predicted model, not a curated record. Gene Ontology annotation, biological process: transmembrane transport. Lineage: Eukaryota; Fungi; Ascomycota; Sordariomycetes; Magnaporthales; Pyriculariaceae. The transcript has 5 exons. Gene Ontology annotation, molecular function: transmembrane transporter activity. The coding region runs from base 1 to 1701 and encodes 566 amino acids.